Molecule: messenger RNA, 507 nt
Organism: Tetrahymena thermophila SB210
Lineage: Eukaryota; Ciliophora; Oligohymenophorea; Hymenostomatida; Tetrahymenidae
Product: transmembrane protein, putative
Exons: 2
Source: RefSeq, a predicted model, not a curated record
AUGAUAAAAAAAACUGAAAAUAAAUUACUAUUUAAUAUCUCGCAGUAUACCGAUUAAUAUUACCUAAAAUUCAUAAUUAAAUUCCUAUCAUUUAUUUUAGUAUUUAUUAAAAAUAUAUCUUGUUAUUAAACGUUCUAUUAUCGUCCUAUCUUCAAGUAUUUUUAGUAAAAAACACAUGAAUAUCUUUAAAGUUCUAUAAACAAAUAUUUAUUUAUUAAUUUACAAUUUUAAAGUAAGCUCUGGCAAAAUAAAGGAAGAAGAAGUAAGGUAAGGUACAGAAAAAGAAAAAAAAUCUAAAUUUAUUAAAAUAAGAAUUUUCAAAAAAUUAAUCAAAUCACAGACACAGAUAUUUAUUUAUUUAAAGCUACUUUUACUAAGUAAAUACAGAAUCACUUAACAAAAAGGAUACAAGCUCAUCAUAAUAAAAAUUAUUAACUUGCUUAGUUCUAGCAAAAAAUGUUUGCUUCUGUUAUACUUUUAUUUAAGUAGUAUUAUUAAAAAUAUUGA